Aspergillus tanneri is the source of this 1038-nucleotide messenger RNA. Its product is annotated as zinc-binding alcohol dehydrogenase family protein. The coding region runs from base 1 to 1038 and encodes 345 amino acids. NCBI's taxonomy places the organism in Eukaryota, Fungi, Ascomycota, Eurotiomycetes, Eurotiales, Aspergillaceae. Gene Ontology annotation, molecular function: oxidoreductase activity, acting on NAD(P)H. The record is from RefSeq and is a predicted model, not a curated record. The transcript has a single exon.
AUGUCGACUCUAAACCGCUCUUUGUGGCAGGAGCAGGCAGGUGUGCCUGGCGUCCUCCGUGAGGGUUCCAUUCCAUCCAACAUUGCAGAUGACGAGAUCUUAGUCAAGGUUCACGCCUGGGCUAUGAAUCCUGCUGACGCUAUGGUCCAGGACGUGCCUUUGCCAUUUAUUAAGUAUCCACUUAUCAUGGGAGAGGACGUCGCCGGCACCGUUAAGAGUGUCGGCUCUGCGGCGAGGGCCAGAUUUCAACCUGGAGAUCGUGUUCUAGGUCUGGCUCUAGGUGCUGCCGUCGCGAAGCCCGAGCAAGGCGCAUUCCAGGACUAUGUGAUUCUCGACCAUAAUAUGGCGUGCAAGAUUCCUGACUCCCUGUCGUUUAUCGACGCCUCCGUCUUUCCUCUCUGCAUUGCGACGGCUGCCCAAGGUCUGUUUUCUAAGGACUACCUUGGCCUGCCAUACCCUACGAUCAACACCCCCGCUAACAGCACGGGUAAAUCCAUCCUUAUCUGGGGUGGCAGCUCGGGCGUCGGUAGCAAUGCGAUUCAACUUUGCAAAGCAGCUGGGUUUGAGGUUCUUACCACAUGCUCUACACGGAACUUUGAGUAUGUCAAGGGUCUUGGUGCCGAUCAGGUCUUUGACUACAACGAUCCCAAUAUUAUCCACCGGAUCGUUGCGGGACUGGACAAGGGGGAAUGCAUUGGCGUCUUGCAAGCGGCCGGUGAUGUGGCGCCAUCCUGCCAGGUGGCACAUAUAUCAAAGAAAAACCUGCGUGUGGCCGCUACGAAUCCAGUACCUGAAGGAGUGGCCCCCGACGGCGUUGACGCUAGGAUGAUAUUUGCCUCGGAAAGUGCGGUUAUGUACCAUGAGACAAACCCGGCCACCUUUGCUGGAUAUCUGCCUGAAGCACUGGCUGCAGGUGUCUAUAAGGUUGCGCCAGUUCCGGAUGUCGUGCCAACCAAGGGUCUCGAGGGCAUUCAGGAGGCACUGGAUCUACUUAAGAAGGGCGUUUCGGCGAAGAAGCUAGUGACAUGCGCUAAUUAG